Emiliania huxleyi CCMP1516 is the source of this 1188-nucleotide messenger RNA. RefSeq lists its product as hypothetical. The record is from RefSeq and is a predicted model, not a curated record. Gene Ontology annotation, molecular function: protein binding. Gene Ontology annotation, cellular component: nucleus. Lineage: Eukaryota; Haptophyta; Isochrysidales; Noelaerhabdaceae. The transcript is spliced from 4 exons. Bases 1 to 1188 code for a protein of 395 amino acids.
AUGAUUGAGCAGCGCGCCACGCGCGGCCGCUGCGCUGUCGCCGACCGCCGCCUGCCGGCCGGCAGCCCCGUGCCACGCUUCUCUGGCCUGCCGUACGCGUGCUGCCCGCUGCCGUCACAGCGCGAGCGCGUCUGUGGUCGCUGCUUUGCCCAGGCGCCGGCGGCGCCUGGGUGCCUCCUGCGUUGCUCAAAGUGCCGGUGGGCGCGCUACUGCUCACGAGAGUGCCAGGCGGGCGAUUGGCAGCGGCACAAGCGCGAGUGCCGCACGCUCGCCUCCAAGGGCGGCGAGCUCUUGCGGCUGGACGACGCACCCGUCGCCGACCUCUUGCUGCUGGGACGCUGCGCGUGGCGGCGGCACGACGCCAGCUCGCCGGACGAUGAGGACGCCGCCUUCGAUGCGCUCGAGACGUCCCGGCCGACAGAGAGCGACCGUGCGCUGGCGCGCUUUGCGACGACACUGCCGGGCCUCCUCCCUCCGAGCUGCGACGCGGGCGACGCCACGCGGCUGCUCAGCCAGUUCCGCGUGAACAACUUCGGCGUAACCAACGAGCUACUGUCGGUGGUUGGCGCGGGCUGCUACCCGCCCGCUGCCCUCCUCAACCACAGCUGCGCGCCGAACGCGGUGCUCUACUACGAGGGGUCGCGGCUCGAGGUGCGAACCUGCCGCGAUGUCGACGCCGGCGAGGAGCUGUGCCACUCACGCGCGGCGCAGCUGCGAGAGCGGUACGGCUUCGAGUGCGCCUGCGUGCGCUGCAGCGGCGGGCGGCGGAGCGACGAGUGGCGACAAGACGUCGACGCCGCGAUGGAGGCGCCGCACCCAUCGUUGGGCGAGGCGGAUUGCGCCGACGUGGCUGCUGCGACCGCGGCUGCUCACGCCGUUUGGUACGAGGCGGAGGGGCGGUGCCUCUCGGCCGCGCUCCUGUGCGGCGACAACGCGGCGGCGCUCGAGUGCUGCCGCGCCCUCGUCUCGUUCCUCGAGGCGGCCCUCGCGCACGUGCCCGCACACGCCCUCCUCGCGCUGCAGCGUUUCACCCUCUGCGACCUCGAGCUCGAGAGCGGCGACGCGGCCGAGGCGCGGCGGCAGAUGGAGGCGUGCGCCGAGGCGGUGGCGAUCUCCUACGGCGCGAAGAGCGCCCUUCGAGCAGCCGCGCGAGAACGGUGGGAGGAGCUCAUGUCGGGCGGAUCUUGA